GUAUAGUUUGUGUAAUUUGUAUAAUGUGUGUGUUUGUAUAAUUUUUGUAAUUUGUCUUAGUAUAAUUUGUAUAUUUUGUAACUUAAUUUUAAUGAAUUGUAUUGUAGGGGCUCUUUGGUUGGGUGAUGAUAGUCGUCAUGAUUUCAAUGACGAUAUAUAUCAUGGCAAGAAAACGGAAAGCAACGGACAAAGACACCGACAAAGGCAAGGGAAAGAGUGUCGGUAGUAGUACAAACAAAAAGAAGGCGAAGGGAAAAGGCAAGGGAAAAGGAAAGGGAAAGACGGGGUUGCGUGACGAGCCAACGGAUUCGGAAACCGAAUCGGAGCAUAACACGAGGGAGGCGGAGGCGGAGGAGGAACCGGCGAGAAGAGUUGUGAGGAUGCCACGGUCACAUUCAUGCGGCAUUUUUGGAGCUAAGAUACCAACAAGACCUCGACGGAUCAAUAUCUCCGAUGGACAUAUUGAAGAUAAUGAGGCAAAAAAGACUUUGCUUGCGAUUAUUCGGGCAAGAUGGCCUUUGGGUAAGUACACGUUUAGUGACAUAGACGCGGCUUACCCAAAGUGGCUCGGUCUAAGGGUUGAGGAGUUUCUCAAAUAUUAUAGGCAAUUGAAAGGUCAAAGCCGUUCACAAGCCAAAGCUAUCAUUGAAGAUCACAUAAAGGUCACAAUCAAAAGGACCAUGAAUGAAUUGAAGAGGAGGAUCGAGAGGAAGUCAAGGGAGGAAGGGGUUUCGAAGUUGGCUUUGAAACCGGAAUAUUGGAAUAUCAUUUUUUGGAAAGAUCUUCUCAAGUAUUGGGACACGGAUGAAGGGCACUUGCAUAGGUCGGAAGUUGGAGCUGCUAAUCGGCAACGCGUGGAAAGGUUGCAUAGCGCGGGUGCUCGCUCCUUCAACCGUGUGCGCGAGAACAUGAAAAAGAAAUUGUCUAAAAGUCCGACAAAGCUUGAGGUGUGGGAUGAAUGCCACACUAGGAUCACCUCCACUCCCGAGAGCCGGAUAUAUACUACCCCCGCCGCUAUGCGCAUUGCGCACUUUAAUUAA
Daucus carota subsp. sativus is the source of this 1040-nucleotide messenger RNA. RefSeq lists its product as uncharacterized. The transcript has 5 exons. The coding region runs from base 126 to 1040 and encodes 304 amino acids. Lineage: Eukaryota; Viridiplantae; Streptophyta; Magnoliopsida; Apiales; Apiaceae. The record is from RefSeq and is a predicted model, not a curated record.